Poeciliopsis prolifica (blackstripe livebearer) is the source of this 2583-nucleotide messenger RNA. RefSeq names its product transcription factor AP-4 (activating enhancer binding protein 4) (gene tfap4). The record is from RefSeq and is a predicted model, not a curated record. Gene Ontology annotation, molecular function: protein dimerization activity; DNA-binding transcription factor activity, RNA polymerase II-specific; RNA polymerase II cis-regulatory region sequence-specific DNA binding. The coding region runs from base 335 to 1330 and encodes 331 amino acids. The transcript has 7 exons. Gene Ontology annotation, cellular component: nucleus. Gene Ontology annotation, biological process: regulation of transcription by RNA polymerase II. Lineage: Eukaryota; Metazoa; Chordata; Actinopteri; Cyprinodontiformes; Poeciliidae.
CACACACACCAACACACACUCGCACGGAGAGAGACACGGUCAUGCAGAGGGAGAAAGCAAAGGGGAGGGAGAAGGAGAGGUAGAGCGCCACACACAACGAGGGAACCCCAUCAGCUGGAAGUCGAGUAACAUUACAACUCUCGGUCGCCUCAAAAAGAACUACAAUACACGGACGAGGGAUUCGGAUUUACUUUGUGGAUUUAACGCGCCUCGGAUCACGGGAUUUUUUGUCAUCUGUUUCCCUUUAAUCCAGCGGAGAUUGCCGUUUUGUUUUCAUUUUAUUCUAUCUUCUUAUUUUGGAGAGGGAGGGGGGCCAAACUGGCGAGAGACGAGCAUGGAGUAUUUCAUGGUUUCAGCUCAGAAGGUGCCCCCGCUGCAACAUUUCAGGAAAACGGAGAAAGAAGUGAUUGGCGGUCUCUGUAGUCUGGCCAACAUUCCUCUGACCCCAGAAACAGCCCGGGACCAAGAGAGGCGAAUUCGCAGGGAGAUUGCCAACAGCAACGAGCGUCGGCGUAUGCAGAGCAUCAAUGCUGGAUUCCAGUCACUUAAAACACUCAUCCCACACAGCGAUGGGGAGAAGCUCAGCAAGGCUGCAAUCUUGCAACAGACGGCAGAGUACAUCUUCACUUUGGAGCAGGAGAAGACGCGGCUAUUGCAGCAAAACAGUCAGCUGAAGCGGAUCAUUCAGGUACAGGAGUUAAGUGGUUCGUCACCGAAGAGGAGACGGGCGGAGGAGAAAGAUGAAGGGAUCGGCUCUCCAGACAUCCUGGAGGAGGAGAAGACUGAAGAUCUGAGGAGAGAGAUGAUUGAGCUGAGGCAGCAGCUGGAAAAAGAGCGCACAGUCAGGAUGAUGCUGGAGGAUCAGAUGCGCUCCCUGGACGCUCAGCUGUACCCAGAGAAGCUGAAGGCGAUCGCCCAGCAGGUCCAGGAACAACAAGUCCAGACGCAGAGUCUUGUUCGUCUGCAGAAGCAGCUAGAGAGGGACCUCACUCCAGCACACAGCCCUCAGGUGUUUGCUCCUGCUACCCCGCCCGCACCCACACACCAUGCCACAGUCAUCGUUCCUGCGCCCGCACCAACUCCCCAGCCCCAUCACGUCACCGUGGUAACCAUGGGCCCGACAUCGGUCAUUAAUUCCGUGUCCACAUCUCGGCAGAACCUGGACACCAUCGUUCAAGCAAUCCAGCACAUUGAGGGCACCCAGGGGAAGGUUUUUGAGGAGGAGCAGAGGAGGGCGGUCAUCGUCAGCUCGGGGCGCAUCCUCUCCGACGCUGCUGGCUCGGACACGGCCUCAAACAGCGACGGACCCGACGACUGCUCGCUGCCUUGAGCUCGCCUGCCUGAAGGCUCGUGUACCCGACACCUUCAUACACGCACACACUCACACACAAGGGCCCCGAAGCAGACCAGGGUUAUGGGAGACUACAAACUCACAGCACUCUUGUUCUGUGUACGUAAACCGAGCUGGUAGCACCCAUUUUGACGUACUUUUCCCCCCCAUCUUCUUCUCUACAUCAGAUUUUUACAAAAAUAGGCACCUGAGAAGGUUUACAAUUACACAUUCACACCCGUAGUUUCGUUCUUUUUCUGUUUUUUUUUUUUGGCUUAACUCAAACCUCUGCUCUUUUUACAACAAACUCUUGUCUCUUCAUGACUCCAUGGGACUGUUAUUAAAGCUACUAAUUGAUUUUAUGAACUCUGGGUCAAACUGGAAACUGGACUUUCAAACGCCUGUUAGACAUGUCCAUCAGCCGCCAGGACUGUCCUCCCAGCGCUGUCCUGAAGUCGUGUGACUGAUCAAAGAAACGGGAAAGAGGCCCACGGGUGUGACGUCGGCGGCCGCCAACUGAGCGUGAUUAUUAUGAAGAUGGACGCCCUUUCAAACAGCUCCGCUCGAGAACCAUCCGGGCUGUUGGCAAACACACUGUGAGUUUGCAAGACUGUCCUAAAAGUUCUUUGUUAUUUUAUUAAGUCAAAUUAUUCAUGUUUCUCUCUUAAAUGCUCCACUUGUAAGUAAAAGAAAAAAAAAAAGAACUAAAGGCUGUUUAUAUGGCUGACUGGUGCUCAUACAAUAAGAGAGUACACUUACUGGUUCACAACUUUAGUUUUGUUGAUUCUUUUUUUUUUUUAUGUUUGUUUUUGCUGGGCUGGGAUCCCAGUAAUCCCACAUCUUGCCUGUUUUUUGUUUUACUGUUUGCAUCCUCUACUUCUGAGUAUAAGAGCCCCUGGCCUGACGUAUAAGCUAAUCUGUUGGGCCAUGAUGAGUACUUUUGAGGAGUGUGUGUGUCUGAGUGUUUUAAGGCAGCGGGACUUCGUGGUGCCCGAGACUCUGGCAGUCUGAAACUCCACCACCUUAGCCUUGAAAUGCACGACUCAUUUAUACAAAAAGGACGCAUACAAUCACUUAUUCGCUCGGCCUAGAGAGCCUGUUUUGUUGUUUGUUCCGCCUUUUGGGACGUAGGAGGAUUAUGGUGACAUUUGAGGAAGAAUGCCCUGAGAACUAGUUAGUGUGCCAUUCAUGGUGACGACUGAAUUUACUACAAAUGCUCUAUGCAUUUGUCUUUUUCGUAAGUUUUCUGUUUA